AUGGUUCAGUCUGAAACUAUCGCUUCUCCCACCCCUCCAACUCCCAAGCGUCGCCUCAUCCCGACUCGACUCACAGACCACACCACACCAGCACCUGAUCCCACCCUGCCUCGUCUCAGCUCAAUCACGCAGGACUGGUUCCCGAUCGUAUCCUCUCCCGCCAACUUCUCCCUCUCUCAUUUCCAUCAAGCAUGCAUCGAUAUGACCUCCCACCCCGAGCAUCUCAGUACGACCAUCCUCCGCGCCGAUCUCAUUCACGAUAUUGCGCUCGGAGAGCAGGAACAGGACGAUAAUGAAUUGGCAGGGUUCCAAUGUCACCGCAAGAUUAGGAGGAGGUUGUUACCCAAGCGAAAGUUCGAUUGGGAGAUGACACAAGAUUGUUGCGUUUAUACACGGCCGCGGUCGCUGCAAUCGGUCGACAAUGUACUGGCCGAGCAUCUCCGCUCCUCCGAGACCGACGAGGAAGGCGCCGUCAUCUUGAGACCCGACUUUGAAUCUUUGCCCGAGGUGGCCAACUCCAAACUCCCUUACUAUCACCCACAAGUCGUUUCUCUGGCUUUUCGCUACAUCCCGUCUACACCCGUUGCGACAGGUUUGGAAGACGAUGAAGCCGAAGUCGGAGCAGAAUCUUCCUCCUCCUCGGCAACGAUCAGGAUCGACAUUAUCCCCCUACCCAAUACCGAUCCUUCACAAUCCAACAAAGCCUCCGAACGCAUCUAUCGAUCCUGUCUCAGUUUGCUCGGGUUCCUCCACACCGUUGGGUCAGGAAUGGUGAAGGGGUACGACAAGAAGGUCUUUCAUGAUUUGCUGGCGAAGAAGGAGGAUGUGCAGGAUCUGUACAGGUGCCUCAAGGGGAAAUACGAGUGAGUUGGAGAGGAGAUCUACAGAGCCUUUGUCACGAGAGUUCCUCUGACUUGGGAGUGCGUCGACGUGGACAGAACUGACUUGAACGAUCCGGCCCAUGCUGCGCGCAUCACUUUUGUCAGAUGGAUGGCCCAGGAGUGGAAGGAAGAGACGGAUCCGCAAAAGCACUUAUUCGAGGAUGUGAGUCCAACGCUUAAGAUUAGGUUUUCACCGCGAAAGAGAAAUUUCCGGAGCUGAAUGCUUCACUUUGGAAUGCCUCAGGUUGCGAUUGCUGCUUGGCUUAUUGUCGUUUGGCGGGACAUGUACGCCGAUUCGGAUGGCAAACCACCGGGAGGAUUCGUCGAUGUCGGGUGCGGGAAUGGACUCUUGUACGUUAACAUUCGCCAUAAUGUUCCGACCAUACGCUCAUGCCCUGCGGUCUUUGUCUUCCCGUGCAGAGUCCACCUUCUCUCAAGGGAAGGUUAUCCAGGCUACGGCCUCGACCUCCGAGCGCGCAAAUCCUGGGCGCACUACACCCCGCAACCGGACCUCCGAACCCAAUCUCUCGAUCCACCAGCUCUGCUCACCGCAGACGAUUCUCCCUUCCCCAUCAACAGUUUCCUCAUCGCCAACCACGCCGACGAGUUGACACCUUGGAUCCCGCUCUUCGCUUCUAGAACGCCAGGGGCCAAGUUCCUCAAUAUCCCGUGUUGUCACCAUACCCUCUCCGGACGCUUCACAGCCUUACACUACACGAUACCUCAGCCCGUCCUCGAUCUUGGCCUGGGUCCAUCAUCCGACCCUCCGUCAGACUCGAAAUUGAUGACCCCCUUCUUCGCCCCCGCCCCAAACCUCUCAACCGGACGAGCCCACGCUUUCCAAUUAUACCUCGCGCACUUAACGAUCUUGUGCGGCUUCGUGCCUGAACGGGAAGCGCUGAGGAUCCCUUCGACGAAGAACUUUGGCUUCCUGGGACGACGAAGGGUCGAGGGGCUUUCGGAUGAGGAAGUGAGGACGAAUGUGGAUGGGUUGUUGAAAGAUUAUGGGUCGGGCUGGACGGCUCGGAUCCCGGAGGGCAAAGCCGGUUUGGGGAAGCAGAAUGGUGGAGCACAUGCUUGA
Molecule: messenger RNA, 1962 nt
Organism: Microbotryum saponariae
Lineage: Eukaryota; Fungi; Basidiomycota; Microbotryomycetes; Microbotryales; Microbotryaceae
Source: the annotation of a GenBank genome assembly